This is a messenger RNA of Aspergillus chevalieri, 1158 nucleotides long. It is a transcript of the gene MSW1, whose product is annotated as tryptophan--tRNA ligase MSW1. The record is from RefSeq and is a predicted model, not a curated record. Gene Ontology annotation, molecular function: tryptophan-tRNA ligase activity; ATP binding. Lineage: Eukaryota; Fungi; Ascomycota; Eurotiomycetes; Eurotiales; Aspergillaceae. Gene Ontology annotation, biological process: mitochondrial tryptophanyl-tRNA aminoacylation. Gene Ontology annotation, cellular component: mitochondrion; mitochondrial matrix. The transcript is spliced from 5 exons. Bases 1 to 1158 code for a protein of 385 amino acids.
AUGAAUCCGAAAGCUAACAUCGCCUAUAAUGACCAAAGUUUUACGAGAUUAUAUCUUUUGGCGAGAAAUCGCGUCCGAUUUAAAGGUCCAAUUCAAAAUCGGGGCAGCUCAUACUCCACAAAAACAUCGUUAGCAACCCACAAAACAAUAUUCUCGGGGAUACAGCCAACUGGUAUACCGCACUUGGGUAAUUAUUUGGGAGCUUUGCGUGAAUGGGUUCAAUUACAAAAUGGUGCCACAGAGGGAACAAAAUUAUUAUUCUCUGUAGUUGACCUUCACGCAUUGACAGUGCCUCAGGAUGCCCCCCGGUUACGAAAUUGGAGGAAGGAAAUGUUCGCGACCCUUCUUGCCGUGGGCCUAGAUCCUGCAAGGUCGGCGAUAUUCUACCAAUCCGAUGUCCCCGCACACACCGAAUUGUUCUGGAUACUGAGCACCGUGGCCUCUAUGGGGUAUCUAUCACGUAUGACACAAUGGAAGAGCAAGCUUCAAUUGCCGGAGAAUACAAAUCUGGAAGACUCGGCAGCAAGAUCGAAACUUCGGCUAGGCCUAUUUUCAUACCCCGUUCUCCAAGCAGCAGAUAUUUUAGUCCACAGGGCUACACAUGUUCCCGUAGGAGAGGACCAAAGGCAGCACCUUGAAUUUUCCAGAAACACUGCAAAUAGCUUUAAUCAUCUCUACGGGUCCAUUUUCCCCUUGCCUGAGGCGCUCAUAUCACCCGCAAAACGAGUGAUGUCUUUCAAAGAACCAACUCUGAAGAUGUCAAAGUCUCACCCAGAUGAACGGUCAAGAAUCUUGCUCUCCGAUACCCCAGAAGAGAUUCAUAAGAAAAUCAAGGGCGCACUCACGGACUCCGAGCCGCAGCUCAACUAUGACCCAGAUAAUCGUCCAGGUGUCUCUAACUUGAUUGAAAUUCUCGGUCACUUUGAAGGCAAAUCACGCGAUGAAGUAGUGUCGGAAUUUCAGCACUCAAGCCUUCGGGCUUUGAAGGAACACGUUGCUAACAGGGUUGCUAUUGAUCUUCUUCCGAUAAGGGAGAAAUAUUUUGCGUUCAUGGAAAACAAAACUUACCUUGAAGAUGUUGCGAACCAAGGCAGCCAGGCUGCGCGCUCCAAUGCUGAAGCGACCAUGACACAGGUCAAAGAAGCACUAGGUUUGUGA